Molecule: messenger RNA, 23831 nt
Organism: Porites lobata
Lineage: Eukaryota; Metazoa; Cnidaria; Anthozoa; Scleractinia; Poritidae
Source: the annotation of a GenBank genome assembly
AUGACAGCAAUCCAAGAUGGUGGACUUCCUUGCGGAAAACAACGCUUGUGGACAGACCGUGUUGAAGCUCGUUAGCAGAGGAAAUGCGAUCGUUGCAGAGCUUCUCCGGCUUUCCGACUUUAUACCGCCAGUGUUUAAGCAAGAAACGAAAGAAGAUCGCGAUAAAUAUGGCGAGAUUUUGGCGGACUUCUCCUAUUUCAAAGGUCCCGAUUACUACGAGAACCGCAUAGAUUCUAAGCCGGUAAGCUUAAGUAAAAUGAGCUGCUCAAAUGUUACGUAGCUAUUUCUUUUCUCUAUGGAGGUACUCGUAAUUCUCUUUACUACCCCGUAUAUGCUACAAAAAAAGAGGAAUCCUUAAACGGAAGACUAGCAUGGCUCGGAACCGAGACAUCAGCUGUUUGUUAUCAUAAAAAUAAUUAUUUUUAUGGGUAGGGCUGGGCGGGAGGUUGGGGUUCUCCAGAGGGGUUAUCGUUUUGGUGGAUUGUGUUAAUUUCAUUAUACCACUAAAAGAUCAAUUUAGAGCAUGGGGAUAUUUCUAAAAAGUUAGCCAACUUUUUAUACACCAACUUUUGAAAUUUGAUUUACAUCAAUUUUUGCUGUUGUAAUUGUAAUGAUAAUUUAUUGUAAUUUGUUUACCCAUUGAGCUCUUAGGAGUUCAUAAGAACUUGUUGAUACGUGUUCGUGCGUCCCAAAUCGAGUUGGAAUUUGGAAGUGUCAGUUUUUAAGCAGAUGGGAAAAUUGGAGUACACGGGGAAAAACCUCUCGGAGCAAGGGAGAAAACCAACAACAAACUAGAUGCACAUAUAGCAUCAAUGCCAGGAUUCGAACCUGGGCCACAUUGGUAGGAGGCGAGUCCUCUCACCACUGCACUAUACCUUUUCUCCCCACCCUUGUUAUAAAAUGGAAAAGCUCGCCCUUCUCCAGACCCCACAGAAAGAGAAUUACAGGUGGAUGGAGGCACUUUUGAUCAGAAAAUGUUCCCAGGCAGGAAAGAGUUUUUUUAUCUUUAAGAAAAUAUAUGGAGACAAGUUUGGAGAAUUUCAAAGUGCUGAGUUUGUUGUCAUACCGCUGUGGUCUUGGAGACCCUACCCAUCUCAGACCUAAAAGCUCAAUAUGUCACCCCAUGGCGGCCAUAGGGGUUAAUUUGUUUACCACAGCUCUGACUGGACAAGAAGGGAGAGGGCAACAUACACUGUACACUCCCCUAUAAGACUGAAUUAUGACAUUCACUUUUUGUCUUUAGGAGCUGCAAGAUCUAGAUGAAGAAUUUAGAGAAAAUCACAUUGAGAUCUUAACCAGAUUCUACAAAGCGUUUGAAAGUGUUCACAAGUAUAUCACUGAUCUGAACAGGUAAUUUAGCCACUUUGUUGGUCCUAACAGUAAUUUUGAAAAAGUAAAUAUUUGCAGGAGCUUAAUUCUUGAAAAUGAAAGGAAAAUACAGUUUAGCUGAACAUUGUGGUGAGUUAAUUUGUCAAUUUCUCCAACAUUACUGUGAUGAUUGAUAAAGUCUUUUCGCUAUUAUGAUUCUUCAGAGCAGCGGUGGAUAAAAGAUUCAUCUGCUUAUUAAUUCUUUUUCCUCCGUUUUCAUCAUUGUCAAGAUCAUCAUUAACUGAGUUUCUUUUUCAUAGACUCUAAAUAAAAUAGCAUAAUUGUACCAGAUCACAGAAAACUUGACUUUUCAGUAGGCACUUCAUCACUUGGUUAAUGUCGUUAUAGGUAUCUGGAAGAUCUUGAUGAGGGAGUUUUUAUACAGCAGACACUAGAGAGUGUGUUGCUAAAUGAAGAUGGAAAACAACUAAUGGUAAAUAUGUUUCUUUAUAAGAAUUUGCUUCAUUUUAAGUACUGGUCAAAGUUGGAAUGUGUUGGAAAUAAGCAUACAUCACUAUUGUUUGUAUUUCAGUGAAAAGAUAAUCGAAGAAGUGACCGAAUACCUUCUGAUUGACCAGCGCUUACAUUAGGCUUUUUUGGUGUCAAGAUAUACAUUUACAUUUUGUUCAAGAAACAUACUAUUUUUUCCUGCUUGCAAUAACUGUCUUCUUAUAAAGGGAUGUCUUAAAAUUUAUUAGCAUUGUUUAAUACUGUAAUGUUUUCUUGCUGAUAGUGUGAAAGCCUCUACCUGUAUGGCAUUAUGCUUCUUGUCAUUGAUAUGAAGUUUGAAGGGGAUGUGCGGGAAAGAAUGCUCGUUUCCUAUCACAGAUACUGGUGAGACAUUUUAACACAUACAGUUCAAAACAGGUGUUAAUGCCAGUACUUCAUGUUUACCCUUGGAGACAUUAGAAAUUAUUGUUGGGCAUUUAUUAUAAUUUUUUGUCUUUCAUUCUUUUGUUAAGUACAUGUACGAUGCAAAUCCUUAGCUUCAAAGUGAUAAUCUUUGGGAAUUUAACUAUCCCGUCUUCCCAUUACAAUGUAGGAUUUGAUUGGAUAUGUGCCAAGGCAAUUUUUUGUGGGACGUGUCCUAUGGCUGACUGUCAUUUACAGCUCUUCUCAAGAGUAAAAUAAUCAUUUUUCCUCUAAAAAGCCUAAAAACGUUUAAGCAAAAAUGCUGGGGUUCAAACAGUGCGGACAGGGCUCAAAAUAAUGGCUGAUCAACAGACAAUGUCUUGACUGAUUGGGGAGUUGACUGGUCAACCUUUUGUCUUGCCGGUCAAGUUGACUUGUCACAUUUGAUCCUACUGAAAAUAAAAAAAUUAAAAUUUCAAUGCUGUUCAGUAAUUUGUUAUCAGUACGCAGCGAGCUGCUUUGUGUUGCGGAACUUUGAUCUGAAAUCCUGGGUGUAAUGCAACUAGAACCAUUGUUUAAAAUUCGCACAUUGAAACAGACAUCGGAGUUCACAUACCCCCGAGUUAAAAUGCCUGGUUACUAUGCUUUUUCUCGAUCAAUACAAAUUUUCCUCCCUUGUAAUGGGGAGUAACAUGGAUUGCUGGCAGAGUUUUAGGAUCAAGUUCUCACACCAUGAUAUGUACAACAGAAAUUAUUAUAUUUGGAGGCGCCGGACAAAUUUAAUGCAUUCGAUAAUGAUAUUUAACGUGUUAAUUACGGGUUAGUCUCACAGACAGUGUUCCUUUUAAUACACCCAAGCUUAUUUUCAUUUUGCUGCUGUAAUUUAUUUUUAUUGUUGACAAUGAGUGCUUUCAGUUAAAGUGCUAAAAGCUCUAAGCAAAGCCUUUUUUGGAAUAUAUAUAAUGCCAGUUUUGGGUCAUGAGCCCCCAUUUUAAGAGUUAUGAAUUUAUCUUAUAAGUUUGACCGACCAGAAACGAUGCGUGAAAGGACUAAAAUGAAUUUGGCUGGUCAUCGUGUCUGGAGACUCAGUCUUGGCUCUAAAAAGUCUGAGGCUUAGUGGAAUAAAAGAGAUAAAGUCACAUUCAGGUUCAUGGAAAAAUUAUUGAUAAUUGAUCUAAGCCUUAUAGCCAAGUAUGAAUUUUAACAAAAAAAAUUAUAUUGAAAAUGGCCUAUUGCGACAAAUUUAUACUCUCUAAACAUAGCUUACAUAGAUUUAGUACAACUUCCUACAUUAUCAAAGAUUAGACUUUUAUUUAUUUUGAUUGGAUGAUAGGGAAGGUUUUUUAACCUGUAAUUUUAAUAUUUUGCUAUUUUAGUGCAGCAAGAGCAGAUGUUGACUCCAACAUUGAUGAUGUUUGUAAGCUUCUUAGAAGCACAGGAUUUUCCAUUGCUCCUGGAGCCAAAAGACCUAUCAAGUAUCCAGAAGAUUACUUCCGGUGUGUACUUAUGUCUUAUGCAGGAAUUCUUUUUUUACUACAGAAGUUCUCCUAUUUGGCAGUUCUACUUGUGGCCUUUGCAUAGAAACACGAGGGAGCUAUUUAGCAACAAUGAAGUCGAUGGUGACAAAAAUGUUCUUAAAAAGUGAUUACAUGCUGUUUCAAAAUCCAUGGCUCUUUUUCAUGUUGUUCGAUUUUUCAAUUGUUGGUGAAAUUUUCUGGAUAAAAGUUGUAUUCUAAAGGACUUAGUCAACAAAACGUGAUAUUAGACAGCUUCACGUCAUGAUCUAAAAGCAUUCUUGAUAGGUGCGGAAAGGAGGAAUGAAAUUUUGCAACAAGGUAAAUAUUUUGAUGGCACCUGUAUACCCACAUUAACGUUGUUAUAUAUCGUACAGGAUUGUGUUUCUCUUUAUCAAACAGAGUUUUGAAAAAAAAAAAAGUCAGAUUUAUUAUGUGAGCAGACAGCAUUCUGUACUUCUGUGACAAUUUGCUGUUGGCUGGAGUUUCUAGAGAACUUCGUCUAAUGCUGAAAACCAAGUGACAAAUUAAAUUAUUUUAUUAAACCCUGCCUUUGGUGUUCAUAUGGUUGAAUUUUUUCUAGGCGUAUUUCAGUACCAGAUACUUUAGUUGACAUGCUGAUUGGUCGCCUGCGGUCUGACGAUGUCUAUAAUCAGGUCAGCUAUGUUGUAUUUCUCUGUUUGUCUAACCAAAUUGUAACCCAAGUGUUAUACAUUAGUUACUAGGUAGAGAGUGUGUCAAUAAUGACAAUGUUUUGUUUUUUCCUGAAGAUGGCCCUUUUAUACAUAUUAUUCUAAUAUUUGAAGCAUGAACAUAACUCUGUAUUGUUUGAUUGUUAAUGUGUUGAUGUGUUUUGUUUCCCAGAUCUCAGCUUAUCCUCUGCCUGAGCAUCGUAGUACAGCACUGGCAACUCAAGCUUCCAUGCUGUAUGUCAUUUUGUUUUUUGCACCUGACAUUCUACAAAAUCAGCAGGCAAAAAUGAGGGAAAUAGUUGACAAACAUUUUCCUGAUAACUGGGUAAGGACCAAAUUAUGAUUAUUUUGUUCUUUUAAGUGCUGCAAUACAAAUGAUGAUCUUCCAGACAACUACCAAUCUGAAUAAGAGUGUGACAGAUCACCACUGCUAGUGGUUAUAUUGCUGACUUCUCAGUGCUUGACGCUGACUUGUUUGGACAUUAGGCAAUGGGCUAGGAAGUGAAAAGUGAGCAAUCCUAAUCUCCAGGUUGUUAUAAUGCAUGAGUCACAUGUAUGUAGCAAGCAUCUGUUUGGACUUCCACUAAGAAUGUAUGGAAUGCACAGAACGCACUUUGAUCACGCACGUUUGGACCUUCUAUCACUCGUAAUCUGAUCAUGCAUGUUUUGACCAUCAUUCUGUCACAUGAAACUUAUGCAAAGCACUGCGCUGGAGCAAAAGCAUUUUGACCUUCGAUCAUUGUUGCUCGCACUCCAUAACCUUUGGUUAUUACUAGUUUCAGUGUUAUCUAAUCCCUGAGCUUCAGCUUACUUUCAUGACUUCAUUGUCAGCGGGUGGGGUGGGGCUGUUCCCUAGAGGGGUCAUGAACAUUUGUGUCUUUGUAUGAUGGGGUGUCAUUUAAAUAUUCUUGUAUGUAGGCAAAGUAAAUAGAAGCAAAUUUAUCCCUUCUGCUUAUUCUCAUAUUGCUGCAUAAACAUCGAUAAUAACUGUAGUUCGUGAUUUAAACAUAUAAUUUUCCCACCAGGUUAUCAGCAUUUACAUGGGAAUUGUUGUAAAUUUAGUUGAGGCAUGGGACCCCUACAAAGCUGCCAAAACAGCACUGAACAAUACUCUUGAUGUGACUAAUGUUAAAAAUUUGGUAAGAAUGUCAAGUCAUUCAUUCUUUCAUUCUUUGCCUUGCUUGUUUGUUCAUCUGUUUGUUGAUUCCCAUUCUGUGUGAUAUUACGCAGACUGUGAUCAGUCACUUUAUUAUUUUGUUCUAGAAAUUGUAGGUGGGUACAUUUGUUUUGAUUGGGGAGUGAUCAUCAUACUUCUCCUUAUUUUGACAUGGCUAGCAUAAUCUGGUGAAUGUUAUCUGCCCUGUGCACCCCCAACUCCUAUUCUCAGAAUAGUUUUGUUCUCUCCCUGUACUCGCAGCCAAUUUGGAUAUUGUAAAACAAUGGAUCCAUGAUUAAAUGCUUUGCAGUGUGUUUACAGUGUAGUACCUUGAUCCAAAAAGGAUGGAGUAAAUAAUUGCACAGGGCCUAGUUAUACACUUACUGUGUAAUUUUCUUUUUCUUUUUGUAGGCAAGCAGAUUCAAUACCAAAGUUAGGAGUUUAAAUGUGGAGGUAAGCAAAUUGUUUGGGGUUUGGUAUGUGGAGGAUGCUUGCUAUUAAACUUUGUGAUUGUACAUGUGCAUAACCAUUAUGAAUGCAUAUACAUGUACAUAAAGGUAAUGGUAAACCAUAAAUCACCAAUGAUAUUGUUGCUUAUUGUUGCUUAUUUUUAAGUAAAUCUAACAUGAUUAUAGGUAAUACAUUAAUUAGUAAAGGAAAAUUAAUUAAGUUACAUUAUUCUUAGGUGGUGAAUUACCUCAAAGAAGGAGCUCUCACUGAAGAGUAUGUGUUGGAUCACAUUCCAAAACUGAUGAACUGCUUGAGAGAUUGUAAUGUAACACUCAGGUGGCUCAUGCUUCACAACUGUGAAAGUAAGUUUUUGAUAUGCAUUAAAUAUGCAUUAAUAUUAGUAAUAAUUAACAAUAUAAUAAUAAUAAUAAUUUUGAUAACAAUAAAAUUAAUAAUGAUAAUGCUAGUAAUAAUAAUAAUGAUAACAAUAGUAUUGAUAACAAUAAUGAUAAUAAUCGUGACACCGCCACUGGUUUCCUCAUGAAUUGACGACUAAGUAAUGACUUCAGAUAUUCCAUGCUGAUGACCUGUCUCUACCCAGAUCUUAGUAGUGCUUCUGAUUGGUUGAAGAAACUUUCCCUCAGGGCAUGACUAAUCAGAAGCAGUAUGGGUAGUGAAGCAUCAUCAAAAUGGAAUUUCUGGGGUUGUCCCUGCCUAACACAAGAAUGUUGUAAAAAUAAUACUCAAAGUUUUCAGGAAAGCAGCUUUGCAUUGACAAAGUGUAUUCUAGUGUUUUAUCACAGGGAUAAUAAAUGUAACUUUGUGAUUUGUUUUCACACUGAUAGUGUUUGAUAUGCAUAAGAGAUGCCGUUCUCUCAGAGAGAUGGUGACCACAACUGGAUAUGAUCCAAGAACUGUCUUUGAGUUGCUGCUGAACACUGCACAGUUUGAACUCAAUCUCAAGGAGGUUCAGUAUCAUACAAUAACAUGUUACAAAUUUUCAUUGCUCUGCUGUACAUGUACUACUUUUAUGAGUGUCUGCAGUUAUUGGCAGUACAGCUACUGAGGGCCUGUCCCUACCCAUACAACCAUGAAUGAGGCUAGUUAAGGCAUUAAAUAACAUUAAUAGUUCAUUCCCUUGUUGGUACUCCCGACCUAAUUAUUAGACUUGAUAAUUACAUAUAAACUACCCAUUGCUGGAUUUUUUUUUUCACUCAUUCGCAUUGUAAUAAACUAAAGCUGGGUUUUGGAACAAUGGUAACCAUGUUAUUCUUGGCCUUUUUUUUUUUCAUCUUAAACAUGUUUAAGUACUGUCACAGUUUAAGUAAUGAAAAGUAAGAACACAAACAUAGUACCCAUUUCUAUAGUAUGGCUUUAGACUCUGAAUGAAAGAGUUAAAACAUAAUAUUUGUAAUUUUUGGCUUCCUCAAUCAAUUUAGAUGUUCAAGCAGAUGUUAGCGCAGAAACAAGUGCAGUGGGAAAAACACAAAACAGAAGGAGUUGAACGUAUGGAUGAACUGUCAGAAGUGUUUUCUGGGACCAAACCUCUUACAAGGAUACAAAAGAAUGGUACGUGACCUACCAUGGUUUAACAGAAGGCUAGCCAUUUUAAGACUUAUAUUGGCUGGCAUCAACAUUAUUUCCAUAUAGAUGAGCCACAUUUGUAAAUGUUGUAGUUAAUUUUUUAUCUCAGUUAAUUUUUAUUUUUCAAUUGGUUUUGGGCAUGGUAAUGUAUACUAAUAAUGCAUUUGAAACAAACGAAAAGUAAAAAUUUACUGAAAUAAAAAAUUAAUUGCAGCAUAAACAAACGGUACCGAGAAUGGAGGUCAAAAUUUGGAAGAAAAAUAUUUUUGUCACCAAAUUUAUUGCUUAUUCAACAAAGAGCUUUAAGUAAAGUUCAACGAAAAAGAAAGAGUGAAACAGGGUGCAAAGAAGGUUAGUUUUAGUCGUUUUACAGCUUGCCUGUUGCUAGUAUGUACUAGCCUAAGAGUCAUUUUAACUAACCCCAAUUUUUUUUUGUUGAGCAGGAUUGAAUACAGUUCUUUUGUAAUUUAAAUUCUCCCAAAAACAUCACUUGCCCAUUAAGCAAAUUGAGGGCAGAAUUUGCUGGCCCAAUAGCAAAAUCCACUAGCCCUGGGCUACUGGACAUGCUUUUUUUGCAUACUGUGAAACUAAACACUGAUAAACACUCUUUGUCACUUGUAAUUAAUCAGUUGACAGGGUCAUAUAAUUAAACUAUUAAAAUCUGACUUCAGGCACUUAGUAAUUUGACAAAUGUGGCUAAUAUGACCAUCAAAACCCUUGUCUGCAGAAAAUCUCCAAGCUUGGUUCAAGGAGAUGUCCAAUCAGAUUUCAUCCUUGAAUUAUGACGAUUCUACUUCUGCCGGCAGGAAAAUGGUGCAGCUUAUUCAAGCCUUGGAAGAGGUUGUUAUUAACACUCAUCUGGCAUUAACACAAAAGAAGUAACUGUCUUUCCUGGUCCCGCCACAUCCCUACUAUGACAACACCGGGAACAGCCUAAACUAACCAAAAUCCAAAUUCCUUAAAGUGAAUAUAUACGUAUACAUACAUACAACCUUUUAAAUAUUUAUACACGAAAUUAAUUCAAGGCUACAAGCUUGUGGGGUCAUGUGCAAAUGAAAAUGAAAGUCAACCAAGCAAAUUGGAAUUCAUGAAUAACAGUUUGACAAAUUAGAAUUCAUGAAUAAUAGUUUGAUGUGCUAUGUUUAGUUAGGACUGUGCUGCUAGAUAUGUUUAAUGGCCCCCAGUGACUUACUGUGCUUCACCCUUGGACAACUUAAGUACAAAAUGUUAGUUAUUGCAUUAAUCUUAUAAUGCUUGAAAUCCUUGUUUUAAAAGGUUCAAAGGUUUGGGCUCCCUUCAGUGUUUCUUAGAGCACAAUUCUUGAGAAUUACGUUAAGCUACUGGUUGUAUGUAAUACUGUAGUGACACAAGUAACAAAAAUUAAUAGUACUCGACGUUGUAUUCCACUGCACAGUUUGCUAACAUCAUGAAAAUGAGCUUCUUAAUUUGCCUCUUCAAGGUUCAAGAAUUUCAUCAGCUAGAAAGCAAUCUUCAAGUGCGACAAUUCCUGCUGGAAACAAGACAGUUCUUACAUCAGAUGAUCAGGACAAUUAACAUCAAGGAAGAGGUAUGUAUAAUGUCUGAGAAUAACUUUUUUUUAAGCAUUUCAAUGUACUUCAAAUCAGUUUCCCCACAUUUACUUCAGAUUUAAGUUCGUAUCAAGGAGUAAAUACAGCAGAACCCCUUUUGUCGUAGAGAUGGUCUUUUCCAGGCAUUCAGAUUGUAGAGCGCGAUCGAAAAAUAUUAACAAGGAAAAAAAACAGGUCAGACUCCCCUCGUUUUUUCCUCUAGUUUCCUCCGCGUACCAUUUAACUCGCUCACCACCAGGACGGAUAAUGCUCCCCACCAUCUAAACACCACACUCUGCUAUCUGAAGGCCUGGGACAGGCUAUUGUAAAGAGAGCAAUGAUAUUUUUUACCCCAAUGUAGCAUGCUGUAGCAUGUAUGCAACAAGUCCCCAAUAUCACGUGCACCUUCCAUUUCUUUGGUACUUGGUUGUAAUGAUUUUCCAAGUCUGUAUUGUUAAAGCCACAGCACAAUUUUGGCUGUUAACAUACUUGUCAAUGUUGGAGAUGUUGGGACUGAGUUAUUGUUGCUUAAGUUGAUUUUUGCUUGGGAGUCAACGAUUCACAUUAACUGUGGAGUGUUUCUUAGGGGAAAAAAACUGAACCAGUGGAACCUACCUGUCCAUAACAGUUGCCUCUUUAAAAUGCUUACUGACUUGCCACUGACCACUAGGUGGCCAUUGAAAACAUUUUUUUUCACAGAAAUCCAGGUGUACAAUUAGGAUUUCAUAAAAUAUGACUUGUAGUAGAUGAUGCUGGGAUGGGUGGGCAAUAGAUUUUCUGAUAGUCAUUGUUUUGAGUCUUUCCAAAGGAAGUUGCAGGCGUACUGAUAAACAUUGCCCGCUUUUUUCAUUGCAUUGGUUAACAAGCAUUGAUAACAAAAUUUUUUUUACAAUGCCUUUGCAGGUUUUGAUCACUAUUCAGUUGGUUGCUGAUCUGUCAUAUGCAUGGAUUAUCAUUGAUAGGUAAGAGUUAUGUUGUUUCCCUGCUCUGGUGCAAAGUGCAUGUCACUCAAGGGAAGGAGUUUGAAAGAAUGAACGAGAUUUUGUUGUCAUCCUCCGAAUACAACCGUGACUAGCGGCGUGGAGUUAUGGUUGUAUUCACAGGCUAUUGUUAUGUUUGUACUGUGGAUGUUUGAAUGCAAUAUUGAUAUAUUUCUUGUAACUGAGAAUGGAUGAAUCAGGUUCGAUAGAUGAAAAAGUUGAGAAUGUAUGGCAGAUGGACAUUUGGAGGGAUUGAAUUCCAACACAUUAGCAUUCUUAAAUUUAAAAUUAGAUAAAAACAUUUAUUCAAAUAAAAUUCAUAUCAAUGAUUGUUGCUUUUCAGACAUAUUAAUGCUGUUGUGUUUAUUUUAAAGUUAUUCUGGAUUCAUGCAACAAGGAAUCAAGAGCAAUCCUCAAUUAGUUCAAAAAUUAAGAGCUACGUUUCUCAAGGUAAAAUUCAGUUGUAUUAAUAUCUGUGCAUAGAGGUUUCCUGGAAUUGACAUCACAGUUGUAAUACAGCUGCACGCGUAUCGCUAUUGUUUAACAUUAGAGACCUUGUGAUUCAAGGACGAGGAGGACUACGAGGACAAGAUUUAAAAAUCAGGGGUGUAGCUAGGGGGGGUUCUGGGGUGCCCGUGACCCCCCCUUGGUAGGCCUUCUUUUGAGCAAACAACCUACAAUAUUUAGGUGGCGAAAACGCCAUGACAAUAUCAUGGCCGUAAAAGCCAUUGUUGAAAAGCCCACUUUUUUAAAAUUUGUUUUUUUGUAAAGUAUUGUCGUCAACGGCUCUUGUCUUUGGUUAAUAUGGGCCUUCAUGCCUUCACGCCACAUUAAGUAAAACGUAGCCUCUGUGACCCCCCCCCCCCCCCUUUGAAAAAUCCUGGCUACGCCCCUGAAAAUAGGCACCCCGCAAAGUUUCAUCGUACGUUUUUUUACCAAAAACGUUAGCACGCUCAUUUUUAUUGAAAGAGUUAAAGCCUUCUCCCAAUCGCAAAAUGCUAAAACUUUGAACCGUUGAUAGCUUGUUUCCCGCACAUUCCCGCUAAAGCCCUUAGUAGAAUGACAAAAGGCUAUUGCGUUUUCUCUUCUUCCUCUUAUAGAUGGCUUCAGCCAUGGAUCUGCCACUUGUGCGGAUUGGUCAGGCGAACAGUCCUGAUUUAAUGAGCGUGUCUCAGUAUUAUUCCGGCGAAUUAGUGGCUUACGUCAGAAAGGUAAGACAACUGACUCGUUUUCUUUAUGCAUAUGAAUGACACUUAGGUUUCUGUGAAAGGUUUGAACCCAGGAGUUAUUCAAAAGUAGGUUGAGUUUGAUCGUCCGGGUGAACGUAGUCCUGAAUAGGACUGUUGUUGUUGGCAGUGACUGACGUUUCGACAACCCGUGCGGUAGUCAUCUUUAGAGUCAAAGUGAGUUGUAUCACGUCAGUUGAUGGUAUUAUACUCUGGUUAUGGGUCAAACAAAGUCACCAACAGUCUUUCUCCAAUUCAAAGGCUAGGUUGCUUAGUCAGAUACAAAUGAAAAUUGAGCUAUUGGACGACGAUUCAUUACUUUGAGUUGUGAAAUGUUUAAACAAAAAAUUAUCUUCAUUCAAUUCUUUGGCAGAAUCCUUAAUUCGACAGAUUUAAGGUUUUUGAUGAUCAAACUUUCACUUAAUAUUAAAUUGACUAACCGAUGAAUCUAACAGUUCAAAGGAAAAUCUUGUUUUAAAUUUUCUUGUUCUCUAGCACUUUUGCCAAAUCGUAGGGGAAAAAAGCAGAAAAACAGAAGAGAGAAAACAAAACUAAAUUUUAAACUUUUUUUAUUAUUUUGGUGUGCAAACUUGAAGUACAGCUUUGCAUCUGCCUCAUAAAAUAUUAAUUAGUUGAUGAGGUAGGAAAAAUAAGUUGAUAAUUUUGGGUCGUUUUGUGUAGAUAGCGGCCAGCAGAUGUCUCAGUUUUGUAACCUCGGGCUCCCUCGAACUCAGAUUCUCGGAGACGUUUAAGAGAGUUUGAAUACUUCUCAUGCACCAAGUGAAGGGCUUUCGAUGAAGUGAAGUUAUUUUUUUUUUUUAGGUUUUACAGAUUAUUCCUGAGACUAUGUUCGGUUUACUGGCAAGGAUCAUUCAGCUACAGAUUAGUAGCGUAAAGGAGGUUGGUAGUUGAGGACGACCUCUAUUAAAGCGUCAUCAUUAUUGUUAAAAAAUUACGUUAUAUGAAAGUUAGUUUACACGUGUAUUCUGAUCGUCUAUUAAUGAAUUCCUUUAGGUUCCCACCAGGCUGGAAAAAGAUAAACUGAGAGAAUAUGCACAGUUGGAUGAACGAUACCAGGUAAUGUUGUCUGGCUAUUGAACAAGACAGUAAUACGCUUUCGAGUUCUUGAAUUCUUGCCCGCACAAGAAAUCAGUUAUUCAUGACAGAAAUAAGCAAGAAACAAGGAAAAUGCGUGUGGAUCGUAUAGACUUCAGAAUUGAAAGUCUUUCAGUUGUUCAAGACUGAUCUUUCCUCUGUUCCUCCGUUACAAUUUAGUUUACAUGGAUGGGAAACUUUGUUUCAAAUGGACUAUUUGCACGAUGACGUAUUUUUACUACUAAGACCAGAAUUCAUUUCGCUUUUCCUUUCAUAUUUAAGUUUGGUAGUCUCAGUGAGGUUUAAAUAGCAAAAGCCUUUAAUUGCACAAGAAAGCAAUACCCUGAAGGAUUCUGGUCGUAAUAGUAAAAUGACGUCAUCGUGCAAGUGGCCUGUUAUCCCUCUUACCGAUCCCGGAGAUCCUGAAAUAGACCAGAAUCCCUUGUAGGCCAGAGUUUGUAGCAUUUAUCUUGAGUGUUUGUGUUACAGAGACCUGAUGUAGCACCGCCGACCAAGUUGACCGUCUGUAGCCCGUCUUUGAGGUUACUCGCUGAUCAGAAAAUAGAUUAUUUUUUAUUAAAGAUGCCAGCCUCAGCCAAGUUAGAUAUAGACAUCUCAUGAUAAAUGCCGAAAUAAGUAAAAAUGUCAACCUCUAACCUGUUAAAUGUUAUUUAUUCAGAUUGCAAAACUGACCCACUCUAUCUCAGUGUUUACUGAAGGAAUUUUGAUGAUGAAAACCACUUUAGUGGGAAUUAUUAAGGUGAGAAGUGAAUCAGAUUUGACUGUCGAAGCAGCAUGGCCGAGUGGGGGACUUGUAAUCCGGAAUCCCCGAGUGCACGUCCCACCCUGACCGCUCGUUUGAUUUGUUUUCGCUUGUCCAAUAGCCAACUGGUUCGCCUCCUACCAGUUGGGAUUCGUAACCUUGUUAUGUUCCAUUUGAAUAAUUUGUUUCAUUAUUCCUGAAAAGCCUCUUGAGGGGAAAGUAUAAUUAAUUGAUCUAAUAUUUAUGAUUUGUGAUUUUUUGAUAUUAAAUUUUUAUUUUAACUGUUUUAUUGCGGCGACGUGGCGUUGUCUGAUAAUGUUCUCGACAACAAAUUCUUCAUCAGAGUUCUCUUUAGAAGUAACUUUGUAUGUAAAGAUCUGGCUGACGUUGUUUUAUGUUUAGAUUGAUCCCAAGCAGCUUUUGGAGGAUGGUAUUAGAAAAGAACUUGUCAGACAGGUGGCCUAUGCUCUUCAUACUGGCCUCAUAUUCAAUCCAAAGGCAAAGGUACGUUGUCUGAACACUGAACAGUGAAAUUCUGAUAAUAGGGAGUUCAUUUUACAGUCAAUUGACGAUACCAAAUUUGUAUUUCUUAGCCUCUUUCUUAUCAUAGAGACUGUUUGUCCAAAAAUUUGGGCAAAAAUAUCGCUCAAGAAUGAAAACGACCUCUUCCGGUCCAGUGACGUGCGUCGCUCAAAAACGUCUUUGCUUAAGCCCCCUAACAUGAUAUCUACAUGCAACGGGUAAUUUGAAUCGGACUACUAACGUGGUCGUUUAGCCUUUAUAGCGCCGUUCAUGCAGCUCAAUACCCUGUAAUCUUUUCUAGUAUCGAAGUUAUUUGAAAUGAGUUUACGAUAACUUGCUCGUGCAGCUCAGAGCAAACCUUAGGUCGAUGACUGUCGCGUUCGAUUUUUUCCCGCCAUUUUGAACGUGGCGACCAAACUAUGGGAAGAUGACUUAACUACUUUUGGUACGGGAAGUGGGUCGCGACGAUCUGCUUUCCCGCCCCCGCCCCCAUACCCCAAGUAGUUUUGUCCCAAUCCAUAAAGGGUCAAGGACACAAGCGUCAAAGUUAGCCGCGUAACUUUUUACAGGUUUACAUAGGGUCAGCUUAUUGUCCGCGACUUGGCCGUGAACAACUAGAUUAUACGUUGUGGUUUAGCGUUUUAAAUUAUACCUAACGUAGGUAGCCUUAUUUUCGUUUGUUAACAGCAAUCUGAACUUGACAUAAAAUUGAAAGGGCUAGGAGGAAGAAUGGAUGGAUUUCGUCGGUCGUUUGAGUACAUCCAAGAUUACAUCAACAUUUAUGGUCUGAAAAUCUGGCAAGAGGAAGUGUCCAGGAUCAUUAACUAUAAUGUGGAACAAGAAUGUAAUAGCUUCCUCAGAGAAAAGGUACUUGAUACAAUAGACUUGCGCAGCAGAGGCUAAAUCAUGGGCGGGGCCCAUUCGUGUGGAGAAAACUUGCCCCGGGUAGAAGUAGAAGGGUCACUCGCUUAUCCGAGCUACCCUGGGUGAGCCAACUUUUUCCACAUCCUUUACAAAGCUUGGAAAACCGUUUAGAGUAGAGUAGAUAACCUUAUUUAAACACGGUUAUUAUAGCUAACUAAACUAACUCUGAUUAAAAAUAUAUUCAUAAAAUUUUAACUACCUAGCUAUUUACAAAUAAAAGCUGCUUUUCAAGGAUGCCGUGUAAAACUGUAUUAAUGUAUGAUCUCAUUCAAAACUGUUGCGACACAGUUUACGUUUAAAAUCAUGUAAAGAAUCUGCAGAUCUUAAAUCAUGGGAUAGGCUGUUCCACAGCUUAGCUCCGUUAUAGGAGAAACGUUUCUUUAAAUAAUUGGUACGGGGCAGUGGAAGGACUAAUUUAUUUUCAGUAUUCCUCAAUCGAUAAGAAGUUAUUUCGUCACGAGAUACAAAUUUAGAUGUUAGAUAGUCGGGAGUCAUCCCAUGUACGGUUUUAUACAUCAUAAUAGCCGUCGAUACUUGUCUUUGGUGUUUAAGCUUACACCAACCCAGUGCCAGGAACAAAUCGUCCACAUUACAAUCAGAAUUAGCGGACAUUAGAAUACGGGCUGCACGAUUUUGGAGCCUCUGCAGCUUAUCGGAAAGACCAAUGCCGCAGUUGCUCCUUACGACAUUACAGUAAUCAAAAUGCAGUUGAAUUAAACUGUCGUAAACAUUAAUUAAUACGUUAAAAGGAAUAUGAUGUCUUAUUCUUUUAAUUGCACCCAAAGCAGAAGCAAUCUUUUUACAAAUACUCUGUAUGUGGCAUUCCCAGCUUAAGUUUUGGUCAAUAUCCACUCCAAGAGAUUUUGCCGUUGACACUUGCAUCACGGGAUGGUCGUUUAUCAUAAAAGGAGGAGUUUCAGAAAUCUUUUAUAGCUUCUGCCUCGACCCAACUAACAUAAACUCAGUUUUAGUCAAGUUAAGGGUCAGUUUGUUAGCCGAUAGCCAUAUAUACACCUUGUUUAAAUCGUCGUUAACGCAGUCAUUUAUGAGAUUUAAAUCUGCGCUGGCAUAGGUUAGGCUGGUGUCAUCGGCAUACAUUCUAGGUUGUGAAAAAGGCAAGCAAUUAGGUAGGUCAUUAAUAUACAGUAAAAACAAUAAAGGUCCAAGAAUUGUUCCCUGGGGAACACCACAUGUAACUAAUUUUGGGUUUGACAUUGAGCAAUUAAUUUGGCAAGUUUGGGUACGAUUGUUUAAAUACGAAGUAAACCAUUCGUGACAGGAACCGCGUAAUCCAUAAUAUUGUAAUUUCGUUAAUAAGAUACGAUGAUCAACUGUGUCGAAAGCCUUUUUUAAGUCUAAGAAGACAACGGCAUUGACAAGGCCACGAUCAACGUUCACUGUCCAGCUAUCGGUAGCUUCGAGUAAUGCGGGUACAGGAGAAUGUAAAGAACGAAAACCAGAUUGGUAACGGGAUAGAAUACGAUUCUCAGUAAGAUAGUGAUACAACUGGCCACAACUGGGAUCACCGAUAUUGGUCGAUAAUUGGUGGGAUCAUUUCGUUUACCAGAAUUUUUAUACAAUGGAGUAACCCUAGCCGACUUCCACUCAUCGGGAAAAAUUCCUGUCAACAGUGAUUGAUUAAAUAUUAAAGUAAGAGACUCGGCAAUUAGAUCAGGGCACUCCCUUAAUAAUCUAGCUGAUAUACUAUCUAAUCCAGUGGCCUUUGAUUUACAAAGUUUUGAAAGGAGAGAAUAAAUAUGAGCAGAUGUUAUUUCCUUGAAGACAAACUCCUUAGAAGUUCCACAAAGAAACUCUUUGUAGGUGGUAUCAACAUUCGAAACAUUUCGACUAAGCCUUGGUCCAAUCUCAAUGAAGAAAGUGUUCAACAAUUCAGCAACUUCUGCUUGAUUGCUCGAUUUUAGUCCCUGAUAUUGUAUUUCAUUUAUUAUUGUUUUAUUAGAUUUGCGGGAAGUCAAUUCAUUGAUGGUCUUCCAGGUCUUACGUUGAUCACCGGCAUAAUUAUUAAAAGAAUUAUUAUAAUACGCCUUUUUAGCAGCCUUGAUUUCCUGAUUUACUUUAUGUUUGACCUUCCGGGAUCGAUUCCAAGAGGACGCAUCCUUAGUUUUAACAGCUUUUUUUUUAGCCGGUUUCUGAAAUUCAUUCGUUUUUUCAAAUUUGUGGUAAUCCAAGGAGACUUGGUGGGACGAGUGCGUUUGGUUUUCACAGGGGCGUGCUUAUCACAAACACUUAGGAAUAAUUCUUUCCAUUUUUUUCCACAUGUCAUUGGGGUCGUACAGUUCUUUGAUAUCGUCCCACGGUUGCGUCGAAACAUCAUUACGGAAAUUAUUGCUGUUGAAAUGUUUAAAUUGUCUAUAGCUGAUCAAAUUGAUUCCUUUAGAAACAGGCGGGAUUGAAAUUUUACGGUACGCGUAAACAAGACUGUGAUCGCUUAUACCCACGUGUGUCACCCCAGAACAGAGAAUAUUGUCUUGGUGACUGGUGAAAAUAAGAUCAAUUAGGGUACUUGUUGAGUGUGUGACUCAAGUAGGCUCGUCGAUUAAUUGUUUUAAGCCAUAAAUAUCGGUAACAUUUAACAGAGCCCUUGCAUAAAUGUUUUCACUGGACAGCAAAUCGCAAUUCAUAUCACCCAUAAGAUAAUGUUCAACAUUCUCGGAAUCAAGUCUUGCUAACAAGGAGUCAAUAUUCGAGAAAAGGUCUAUAAGUGAAUUUGGCGAGGUGCUUAUAAGCGACAGUUUACGGUAUCUAGCAAUUGUUUCUUCUCAGGUACACGACUGGCAGUCUAUUUACCAGUCCACCACAAUUCCCAUCCCAAAGUUCCCUCCGGUUGAUGAGUCUGUGAACUUCAUUGGACGGUUGGCACGGGAGAUCCUACGAAUAACAGACACCAAGUAAGCUUACAAUUUUUUGCGCUAGAAAAAAAAAACAUCCGUGGUGAUUUGAAGUUCGUUAACGAGAGGUGGCUGUUUACGAGAGAUCCCAACUAUAGUGCUUUGAAUGGAAAAAAAAAAUGUUUUUUCUGCAUAUUUGAUCACUUAUGAGAGGUGUGGUUUUGCCUACGAGAGAUUCUAACCAGUAGCAUUUUGACUGGGAAAGAUGAGUUUGGUUAUUAUGUUUAUGUCGUCGCAUUUGUGAGGUCGUCAAUAUAGGUUCAACUGUAUCUUUACCGAGAUAUGAUUCCGUUUUUAAUUCUAAUCCCCUUUGCUGUAUUGCAGGACCACGUGUUACAUUGAUCAAAUGGGAGCAUGGUAUGACAGCAGAACAAAGCAGGAAGUUAUGAAUCUACUGAUUCUGAAGAAGCUUCAGCAGGCGGUCGGUUCCUUUGGUUUGACAGGUCUGGACAAACUGCUCUCCUUCAUGAUCGUCAAAGAACUGCAGGUUUGUUUAUUUGUCAUUUUUGUUUUCUUUUGGGUUGUUUUGUUGUUCCUGUUUUGUUUUUCGGCCCUUUCAAGGCCAGUAGUGCUCAAGUAAUUGACUAAUCCACAGUUUUUCUAAGUUUUUUGGCCCCUCUCUCUGAAACAAUACGUAUGCACUAGUACAGUAUUUAUAUUAACCGCACUCGAUAAAAUAACUUGUAUUUCCUUCAGAGUUGUUGAACACACUGCCUUGAAAUUGAGAGCAAAUACGGAAAACGCAGUUUUCCCGUGAAAAAGCCGCAUUGGAACAUGUCACAUGUUCAAAUGCAUACGUGUAUGAAUCCACAAUUGCUCUAUGAAAAUUUGAAGGAAGUUUAAUUUUUUUAAUUACACACCAACUUUUUCCCUUCAGUCUGUUUGUUCACUCGACACGACUGGCAUUGUUUCGUUUUGUUUCUAGAAAUUCCAAGCUCUUCUUAGGGGAUCUCUCAAAGAUAAAAUGAUAACGGACACUCUGACGGGACUUUCUAAAGUCCUUACUCCAGUAAAAAGUUUGAUUGGUAAGUAGUAUUUAGCGUCUGGAAAUGUUAGUCUCCCAUGGAACCUUUACGUCUUGUCAUGCAACGCUCCUCCCCAGAGUGUCGCGUGACAGGACAAAAACGGCUGCAUCUAGAUGGCAGACUACUGGAUAUGUUUGCUUUACGAUUAAUUAGCACACUGCUGUGCGUUAGGCUUAGUCGGUGUUGUAUCGAAUGGUACAAUUUCAACACACUCUCCUGCGCAACCUCAAAAUAACCAAUAAAAGAAGCGAUAGCGUCAUCAAAACAUCCUCAUAAUACAAUUUUCACAAUACCGACUCAGUCUUCCUCCGGUGCAACGUCAAAAUGUCCAAUGGCCGAGCCUUUACUUAAACUGCUAUAAUAUUGUUUCAGUGGUAGGUGGUAUAUUCACGAGAAGCCGCACUCCAAUUUUUUUUUUUUUACCAUAAGCUGCAGUAACCUCUCGACAAGACAACUAGCGUUUUUGCAAGCGAACACAUCAGUCAGGAUGGUGGCAUAGUAUUGUGAUUGUUGGGUCGUUUGGGUCUGCGUCGUAUUUGCAAGCUUGUAAUGUCCUAUAGAAAACAAUCAAGCUUGUUUUGAUUUGAAAUAGUUGGUAACUGUAUCUAAUCGACAAUGUGUUCAGCACGAGGUACAUCACCCACUGAAGACCAACCACUUUUUCUGGCCAGCGGGGGUUAUCUUAUGUAGGCCAAACGCAGCCUUUUGUUCUAAUAAAGCUAAGUCUGGUAAAAAUUCUGUGGAGUUUUUAUUCAUAGUUGUUUUUCAUUUGUUUUUAUUCAUUGUUGUUUAUUGUGUUCCUUGUUCCUUGUUUUUGUUUAGCAACUCCUUACAGAGUGUAUCCUCCGGUAACUCAAAAACUGGCCCGACUUUGGACGCAGUACUGUGAAGCUAUAAUGAAAGUACGCCAACUAAUCACUUCUUUAAACCAUUUUUUGUUGACUGUGACGGUGGAUAUAUGCAACUUAAAACAUCGCAGGUUUUCAAAGAAAACGCAAGAAAUCUAGAUUUAGAAGUAAACUAGCACACGGACGAGUAAGAGAAAUUUCUAAGAGCAGCUGAAGAAAGUAGUGAAGUUACCAACGCAAGCCUCCUUUAUUCUUCUUCCUAGUGAAUUUUGUCCGCGCUAUCGUUAACAAUUAACCUUUUUCAAUGCUUUCCUGUCAUUUGGCGAGAAACUUGAUACGGUAUCCAAAUUAAUGAUCGUUAUUAGUUAUUCCAUGAUCUAGUACUGAUCAGUGAUUGGCUGGUUGAGUUUGAAAUGCAUCCACUUGCUGGUGCCUAUUGGCUAACGUCUCUUUCUCCCAGAGAGGAGGGGCAGUCUAGAGUUUGUCGUGACAGAGUUCGUCCAGUUUAUAAAUAUUGUUGAUUUGUUUUUCGUCCAGGUUGGACAGAUGCAGCUUAUAAGAAGACAGAUUUCCAAUGAACUUAACUGUUCCUGCAAGUUUGAUUCACAAGUUCUCUACAACGCGCUAGGCACAUUUAACAAGUUAGAGCGUUUUUGUUCUUAUUUCAAUGCAAUGUCUGUAUUUUGGGAUUUCUUUGACUAUGGGAAAAUUGUUUGGAACUUUUCUAAGUCGAACUUAAAAAUUCUUUAGCUAAAUUGAUGAAAAUGUGUUUCGAUCCGUUUUCCCGGGUAAAAAUAUUCGUAAAAAAAGAAAAGGCCUGGUAAUGUUGGCCAAGCAGAAUUCUGAACACUGAGUCAAAAAGAAUUUCCAGCCUCAAGAUGGUACGGUGAAAAGCAGAGGUGGUAAGUUAUGUGCUUUUUUGACCACAUCGUCUUCAUAAAUCCUUCUCGCUGUCCUUUUUUCAGUGCUCUUUUGCGUGAUGUCGAGGCUCAUUACCAGGAUCCUACUCGGCCAUAUCCCAACGAAGAAAAUCCACUCAUGUUUGAGCUGACGUCAUAUCUUGAGUGGGCUGGAAUUCAUAAUCCCCUGACAAAGGUAUGACAAAGCGCCGAUCAUUCUACUUUUCUUGGCUAUCUUUUUUUUCGCUUUGUAUGGCUUCUGAUUUCGGGUGCAAAGUGAUUAUCCUAAAGGGCUACCGCUACGUCAUUGCCUAUUUGUCUUCUAGCGUGUUAUUGCUGGCAUUAAAUUUGCGGCAAUAUCUAUUGUCGUGUACCUAUCAAGUAUGUUUCAUGUUUAAAAACAUCGAUCGAAAGAUAUUCGCCUUAUGCGUAACAAUGGACGGUAAAUCUUUGAUGUUAACACGCGGUUUGUUCCAUAAGGAACCUGGUCGAAGACAUGUAAUUUCCAAUUGGCGUCGUCCGUUUCACGGGAAGUUCUGCAUUGACGUGAAUAAGGCGGAUCUAAGAGUAAUGAGGCGCGGUAACCUAGUGGGUAAGGCGUCGGACGUGAGAUCCAGGGAACCUUGCUGGAGCUUAGAGAAGAAAAUUUGCUUCAUGUUGUCUCUCUUCAAAAUGAGUACUGGAUAAAAGCUGCUACAGAGAACACUGUGGUGAACUUGUGUCCCUUGUAGUGGAUAUUACCUCCUAAUCAGACAUUUUUUUUGCUCGACACGCAAACACCAAUCACAGCGCACUUCCAAACUAAGGAAGGGUGUACUUUGAACCGUGAGAAAUUUCGCGCGAGACUCCACUAACAAGCCUGACGGAAGCUAGUGUGGCCUUUCAACAAGGGUGUGACACCAUAAAAAAAUCGUCGAUUUAAGUGCUUAUCAACGACAGGUUACAGGGUACUUCGUGGGUAAGAAGAAGGAUUCGACUGGGUUCGACAAGUCACCUAACAUUACGCAUUGCUUUUCCGUUUUACAGAUUUAUAUUACUACAAAGAAGUAUCCAUUUUUCGCGCUGCUCAACUUUUUGUGUGUGAUUGCACAGAUGUCAAAGCUGGUGUAUGUGAAGAGUGUUGGUAAGAACCUCUAGAUCUUUCUUGUAUUUUCAAGCAAUUUCCAUUUGUCUGACUGUUGGACAUCUACAGCGGUCUUGUCACAAUUUUAAACCAAGACAUAUAACUCAAUUGCUAACUGACAGACAAUCAUUCAUAGUUUCUUUUCCUUCUCUGCUGGCUUCUAUCAAUAGGCCAAGUUACAGUUGUAUGCUAAGGUACCUAGCCUCCGAGUGGAAGGGAGGCUGGUGGUGACUCUCUUUUGAUAGAAAGCUCAGUUCAGUUCAUGUGACAUGAUACGUUUGAAAACACGGUCGCCUCCAGCCUCGCUUCCACUCAAGGUCAGGAUACUUAGUACACAACUGUGCAAUGGUCUAUUGGUAGUCCUCGUUUCCAAGUUUGAGUGUUAAGCCUUCCAUUUGGACAGUUUACUUCCUUGAAAGCCAGGGGAAGGGGGAUUGGAGGGGGAUUUCUUAGAACUACAUUUAUUUUUUUCAUGAUUUUCUUCAUCGAGAUCAGCCAAUUCUUGAUGAAUUCUUCUUUCAGGUACAAUGGUAGCGAGACGUCCGACCGAUCAAAUCGACAGCGCGCCCUUUGUAGUGGGCAUGAUAACAGUUCUAAAACAAUUCCACUCUGAAUACACGGAGCAGUUCCUGGCCUGCUGUGGUCAAUACGUGAGGUCCCUUAUAGAGGCUACUGCCAACAAGUAAGUGCGUAACACCGGUCAUAAACAGCGCCACAAGGAACGUACCCCCCCCCCCCCUUUUCUCGAACUGUACAGGGAUCCCUGACAAAUUUCCUCAUCACAUUUCGUUCUUAGGCGGGGCCAUGUCAUACUAGUAUUUAAUACAGAAAACCCUAUCUUGUAUCGCGCUUAUCUUACGUUCCUUGUUGUUUUAUCAUUACGUUUGUAUUCUUACUGUUGAUUUUUUUUCUGUUUUUAUUUUGUAGUGUUAGAAGUAACGAGAUUCCUGCCGAAGUUGUAAAUCUUUUAGUUUUCCUGGAAGACUUUCUUAUGUACAGUCAGCUUCCAAGAAAGGUGCGCUGGAUUCUUUUUCUUUAUUUAACUUAACCUUAUGGUCAGCGUGUUAGACUGAAGUCAAGUAUUUUAUUGUCUUAAUGUGUAGGUAUAAAGGUUUAAAAAUGCAUGCUUUUUUAAGCGAGAAACGAUAAGCACAAUAAGCUCAGGCAGGGGUUUUAGAGUAACAUAGGGUGUGUAAUUUAAUAGCCUUCCACUUUGUAAAUAUUUGCUUUUUUUAUUUGACAUUUUUGUUUAUUUUGUUUGCGUUUCUUUUCAGGUUGUGGAGGCUCACAUUCCAAGCUACAUUUUUGAUCAGUUUAGAGUUAAUCUCACGUAGAUAUUUAGCUGAAACUUCGUCCAUUAAGAAAUCAUUAUUGAAGUUCCAGAUACAAGAGUACAUUGAACUCAUAUAACAAAUAUUUCGGAAUAAGUCUGACCUUAGAUGAAUUGACUGUCGUCUGACAAUGCCCCCUUAAGGAAUGAUAGUGAAAACGUACUUUCCCGAGUUGGCAUAGCCAGUCGAGACCCGUACACUAAAAACUCUGUCCGGUAUACAAAAAAUCGUAGUGGCCGGUAGUCCGUUUUCUAGGUUUCUGGUUUGUUCUUUCAUAGACGGUAAUUUAGAGCUUCUACGUCGGUUAUUACACCAUAACAAUAUGAAGAUGAUGUUGACAUUGGUGAUGAUUAUGAUGUGAUGGUGAUGAUUAUGGUGAUGUAGUGAUGAUAUGAUCUCGACGAUGAUAUAGCGACAAUUGACAAAAUACGACGCAAUCGAGUGAUUAGAAAAUUGUCGCGGCGUUGGUUUUUAAGUCUGACUAACAGUUCAGCUUGACAUUUGAUUUUAGUAGAGACUUUCCUACCUCUGCGUAUUUUUUCCUCUCUUGUUCCCAGGGAUGAUAUAAUGGUACACUUCUCCCUCAAUCUUGUCCCCAGGGCUUCUCCCCUUUUCCGAUACACCGUUUUGCAGACAGGUCCGUUUUGCAAAAAGUCAGUUCCAUAGCAUUGGGGAAGAUCCAUUCCAUUGGCAGGGGGCAAAAUUGCAAUCCCAAAUUACGUGCUAAAAUAUCGUUUUCCCACAAUAGACUUAAGGGAUCUUCCCACAUGAACUUAAAGGGAUCGUUAGCAAACUGGUGUAUUUAUAAGGAAAAUGCCCUCGGAGCAAGGUUGCUUCUUGCUUUCUCGCAGUGUGCUAUGAGACACGCGGCAUUUUCUUUGUGUACACAUGUAUGAAAUUUGUCCGUGGGGGACAUGGGAACCAGUACAAUGCUGUCGAGUACAGAAUAAAACCUCUCAAACAUUUAAUUUUAGCAAGAAACAAAUGUUUUAUAGAUUAGUC